Molecule: messenger RNA, 855 nt
Organism: Papaver somniferum (opium poppy)
Lineage: Eukaryota; Viridiplantae; Streptophyta; Magnoliopsida; Ranunculales; Papaveraceae
Product: monooxygenase 2-like
Exons: 4
Coding region: 1-855 (284 amino acids)
Molecular function (GO): FAD binding
Source: RefSeq, a predicted model, not a curated record
AUGGAGAAUUCUGUAAUGAAAGAGGAAAUAGUGAUAGUUGCAAGUGGAGUUGCAGGUUUAGCAACAGCAUUAGCACUCCAGAGAGUUGGAGUUACCCAAGAGACUAAUUUCCAUAAACAAGGGGAGGAGGGGAUGGCACUUGGACCUAGAGCUGUUCACAGAAAAGCGUUACUUGAAGCUCUAAUAGAACAGUUACCAAUUGACACUGUCCGUUUUUCGUCAAAGCUUCGCUCGAUUGAGAAAACAAAAACACGUCAAGAUAAUGAUUCAUUCGGGGUUAUCGCUUUAAUAGGGUGUGAUGGGGUGCACUCGGUGGUGUCAAAGUGGUUAGGGCUCAAAGAUCCUGUUCACUCAGGAAGAUGUGCAGUGCGUGGAUUGGGAGUGUUUCCGGAAGGUCAUGGACUGAAGCACGAAGCUCAACAAUUUGUUGAUAGAGGUCUUAGAUUUGGUAUUGCGCCUAUUAACUAUGAAGAUGAAGAAAUGGCUAAAGGAGACCCCAGAGUCAUACAAAAGACUAUAUUAGAGAAUGUUACUGGUUCCCCGCAAGUAGUAAAAGAUGUUAUACAACAAUCUGAGAUGCAAAGUUUACCAUGGGCGCCACUGUUAUUUAGAUACCCAUGGGAUGUUAUAUUCGGACGUCUAUCUGACGGUACUAUAACUGUAGCAGGUGAUGCAAUGCAUCCCAUGACACCAGAUUUAGGUCAAGGUGGUUGUGCGUCAUUGGAGGAUGCUGUGAUAUUAGGUCGCCAUAUAGGAAACUCGUAUAUCAAAAAUGGUGGAAUGAUAUCACAAGAAGAUUUAGAGGUUGAGAUACAAAUGUAUGUUAAGAGAGGAGAUGGAGAACUGCUGGUUUGA